Molecule: messenger RNA, 1257 nt
Organism: Peronospora matthiolae
Lineage: Eukaryota; Oomycota; Peronosporomycetes; Peronosporales; Peronosporaceae
Source: the annotation of a GenBank genome assembly
AUGGACUUAGUGACUGUCAAGCUAAUCCUGGUGCUCUCCAAGCGAUGGAACGUUCCCGCACGUCAUGGGGAUGUUCCGAACGCCUACGUUAAGGCAGAAAAGGAGGAGCAUCUGGAUAUCUUCAUGAAGGUUCCAAAAGGCAUACAAAUCACUAAGGAGGAACUUCAAGGUUUCGGUGUGGAAUCUCCUGGUGAGGUCGCGCUGCUGUUGAAGAAAUCGUUGUACGGACUAAAGCAAGCGGGACGACUCUGGAGCAAGCUCUUACACUCCAAGCUGACCGAGAAUGGCUACAAGCAGUGCACGACAGACAUGUGUCUAUACUACAAGCACCAAGGUCAAGAAUGGACCAUCGUCGGAGUAUACGUGGACGAACUUCUGGUCACGGGAACCAAGCAGUGCGCGGUUGAUGAGUUCUUCGCGGGCAUGGAGACACUAUCGAUCAAGGAUCUCGGCGUCGUUCAGAAGUUUCUGGGACUCAGGAUCUCUUUGGAUGAAACUCAAGGAUAUAUUCUGGACCAAGAGGUCAUGAUCGACGUGUUGCUUAGGGAUUUCUGGUUGGAGUCAGCGAACGGUGUGCGAACGCCAAUCGGAGAUGAUUGCAAUGAUGAUAACAAGGAUGAUGUGGACUAUCUACCCGCGAAAGGUGCAAGCGGUGAGCCAAGUUUGAGUGCCUUUCAAUCAUUGGUCGGGAGUCUGCUAUGGAUCGCAAGAUGCACGCGGCCCGACAUAUGUUUUGCAGUGCAUAAGGCAACUCGUCAAACACACAAGCCAACCACCAAGGACUGGAAGAUUGCGAAACGCAUUGCAAGAUACUUGAAGGCGACAAAGAACUUGAGGUUGCACCUGAACGGCAACGGACCGACUCAACAAAAUAAGCAGUCAGGUGUGUCGCUGAGCACUAUGGAGGCGGAGUUCAUAUCCUCAUCCCAGGCAGGACGCGAACUGCUGGGUGUGAGGGAACUACUGCUGGAGCUAAAGCUGCAGGUAUGCAUUCCGAUGCCUAUGUGGAUGGAUAAUCAAGCGGCGAUCAAGCAACUCGAGGGAGAGAAGAGCACAACGAGCGCGAAGCACGUGGACAUCAGGUUUAAAUUCAUCUGCCACUACGCGCGUGAAGGAAUUGUGGUGCCCAAGUACGUCAAGACUGAGAGCAUGAUGGCGGACAUUCUGACGAAGUCCUUGCCAGCGCCGAGAAUGGAGGAGCUACGCAAGAUGUUUAACUUGAGGACGAUUCAGGCUGAAGUCGAGGAGGAGUGUUAG